Messenger RNA from Arachis duranensis, 914 nucleotides. RefSeq names its product nucleosome assembly protein 1;3-like. Gene Ontology annotation, molecular function: chromatin binding; histone binding. The record is from RefSeq and is a predicted model, not a curated record. The transcript has 8 exons. Gene Ontology annotation, cellular component: chromatin; nucleus. Lineage: Eukaryota; Viridiplantae; Streptophyta; Magnoliopsida; Fabales; Fabaceae. Gene Ontology annotation, biological process: nucleosome assembly. The coding region runs from base 1 to 648 and encodes 215 amino acids.
AUGAAGAGUCUCUACUCGUUCACACAGUCACACUCACCGGCGUCUCGUUGCUCCUCUCCUAUCGUCGCCAGCAUUUCAACGUCUCGCGGCCUUCCCUGGGCUCCUCCUCGUCGGCGACAGAAGCACUCGUCGGAUCGUCGUCGCUCGUCGUCUUCUGGUUUAAGUACUCGCCGUCGCGAGUCGCCGUGGAUCGUGGACAGUCGUAGGGUCGUCACUUGCUUCGUUGCUCGUCCUCUUCUGGGGUCGGGUCCUCUUCGUCACCCAGUCGCCCUUGGCUUGCUCAAACACCUCCUAUUAUGUUUUCUAUGCACUACUUGUCGCUUUGAGAUAGUUAAUGGUGUCACUGAAGUUGAAGGAAUAGCAGAGAAGAAAACUGCAGGUGCUGAAGAGGACGAAGAAAAAGGAGUACCUGCUUUUUGGCUCAAUGCAAUGAAAAACAAUGAAGUGUUAGCUGACGAGAUUUCAGAGCAUGAUGAAGGUGCUCUCAAGUUUCUCAAAGAUAUCAAGUGGAGCAGGAUAGACAACCCAAAAGGAUUCAAGUUUGAGUUUUAUUUCGCUACUAAUCCUUAUUUCACAAAUACUAUUUUGACAAAAACAUAUCACAUGAUUGAUGAGGAUGAGCCAAUAUUGAAAAAAGCAAUUGGGUGAAGACCCCUUCAAUGGAAAUAAUCAAAUCCAUCUCAGGCAUCAAGGUUCAAGUCUGUGAAAGAAACCACCAACCCGUUGAUGAGGUCAUGGUGGCAGUGACUUUGGUGGAGCUGUCGGUUGAUGGUUCUAUUAUGGGUAAUGUUGAAAUUAAGCUUCCUGAACAAGGAGUAGGAGGCCUUGGUUCUAUUAUGGGAGAGGAACAAUAACUAUGACCUGGCUUUACUUACAUUUUAUUAUUGUUAAGACAUUGACCAAUUUGCAUUCGA